AUGAAAUUCGGCAGCUUUAAAUCAGUUUGUCGCUCAAGUACUCUCCCGAUAUGCAAUAUAUUUUUGGGGAAUUUUGAACCAUACUGUCUGUUGAGAGGGCUUGGACAUGUAUUUGGGAUCCGAAUAAAAAAUCCAUUGGAUGUUUUUUUUGCUUCUAUAUCAGCAUUGGUUGCACUAUGGCUUAUUAUUCGGUCUCAGUCAAAAUAUGCAGCAGUUGGCCGACGGGAGAUGCAGAUAUUGAUUUUAAUCUAUUUUUUCAUUAGUAUUUGCCAAAUAUUUACUAUUGGGGGAUUUAUUACUGAUGCCAAAGUAUUUGGGUAUUUUACGGCUGCCCAUAUAAGUUUUAUAGUAACGUUUUUCUGGGUUCUUUUAUUAAAUGCAAUUGUUGGAUAUCAACUAUUUGAAGAUGGAACUAUUUUUUCAAUUUCAUUAUUGGUUGUCCCUUCUAUAUUAUUAUUUGUUGGUUCUGGAUAUAUUAUUUUAGAUUCAAUGUUUUUUUGGAGCGAUACUUUUAUAGAUAAUUAUUAUGCGCUUCGAAAUUAUGGAGCGUAUAUUUUAUACUUUUUGUGGCCUCUUGUUUCUAUUGUUGGGUAUUUUGUAUUGGAGUUUAUAUUGGUUUUUAAAGUAUUGGAAGAAUGGAAGCCUUUAUUAUUACUAUCGGGUUCUUUAGUCUCAUUCAUAGUUGGUCAAAUAUUUAAUUUUGUUGCAAGCAGACAUAUUUGUCACAUUGUGCAUGGAAAAAUAGAUGGCUCAUUUAUUGAAACAAUUUUUCUCCUUAUAAGUAUGAUUCUUUUAUUUAAAUUUUGGGAUUCAAUUACAGAAGAUGAUUGGGAAGAGCCUAUGUUUCAAGAAACUCAAAUGAGUAGUGUUCCGAAAUUCGAUUUUUCUCCAUAA
Pneumocystis jirovecii RU7 is the source of this 894-nucleotide messenger RNA. RefSeq lists its product as uncharacterized. NCBI's taxonomy places the organism in Eukaryota, Fungi, Ascomycota, Pneumocystomycetes, Pneumocystales, Pneumocystaceae. Gene Ontology annotation, cellular component: endoplasmic reticulum membrane. The record is from RefSeq and is a predicted model, not a curated record. Gene Ontology annotation, biological process: protein folding. The transcript is spliced from 8 exons. The coding region runs from base 1 to 894 and encodes 297 amino acids.